AUGGCCACCACCCCAACCAGCGCGCGCAUGGUGGGCGGACCCUUCUGUUCAACCUUGUUUACUUCGCGUCCUCUCGUGCCAAACCUUCCAACCUCAAAAGCAAAGAGGGCUUGUUGCAGAGUAAGGUGUGCUUGGUUGCCCUCUCCACCAAAUGGCCACCAAAGCAGGCGGACCGUCUCCAUCACUCUCCUUUUCCUCCACCAGUGCCUUUGCCUCUCCACCGCUACACACGCUAACGCCACCGGCAUUUUGGAUAAGUAUGUCAAGAAGAAAAAGCUUGACCCACUAGAAGUUUAUGUACCUGCUGUUAUAUUGACUCAAUCACAGAUUAAGGACUUAGAGAAAACAUUGGAAUCUGAACAGCCACAAUAUAGUACCUGUCGGUCUCUUUUGCGUUCUGGCCCUGCAGCAUCUCUUCGUGUAAAUAUUCGAGCAGUAGCAGAGUAUGCAUCAGAAGCCGGCAAUGGUAAAUCUGCUUUUAAUGAUGUUGACCAAUGCCUCAGAGCCUUGGAGGACCUUGAUUCCUUGUUUCUACGGGCAUCAAGAAAUGACCCAAAAGCUUUGCCUGCAUCAAUGAAAGAAAAGAUUGGUAUUGCAGUAGGUGCAUUGGAUAGUCUCCUCCAAACUGUACCACCACUGUUGCUCAAUAAAGGGAAGGCGAUUGCAGAUGCUUAUAGGAUCCCUGAAGAAGAUGUUGGACCUGAAAGGUUGGACCCAGAAAUAAAGCAGUUAGAGUCAAUAUUGUGACAUCCUUGAAGGGUAUGUUGUGAAUUUCUUUAUCUGCCAUUGAUUGAGACCGGGAUGUGUUAAUGCUUUUGCUGCUUCUGUAGGAGAAAUGGUUUUGACUGUGGUCACUGUGCACCAAAAUGGCUUAAAGAUGCUUUCAGUUGGGACUUGGGGAUCUAAUUGUUUGUUUUUCGGGCUGUAGUGCUGUACUAAUAUGGUGAUACCUUUGUUUAAUGAAAUUUUUGCCUACUUAUUAAAAGAAAUAUUUAGUUACUUGGUCUA
Messenger RNA from Macadamia integrifolia, 1008 nucleotides. RefSeq lists its product as uncharacterized. The record is from RefSeq and is a predicted model, not a curated record. Lineage: Eukaryota; Viridiplantae; Streptophyta; Magnoliopsida; Proteales; Proteaceae. The coding region runs from base 1 to 747 and encodes 248 amino acids. The transcript is spliced from 8 exons.